AUGCGAUUUUCCGCAGCCUCCCUCCUGCUCGGACUGAGCUGGAUCACAGCCGCCGCCGCACACAACAUCCAGCUCCGCGCCCACUCACGAGAAUGCUUUCACGAGACCCUGCACAAGGAUGACAAGAUGACUGUGUCGUUCCAAGUUGGUGACCGGGAAUUUGGCGGCAGCGGAAAUCUAGAAAUUGACUUCUGGGUCGAAGACCCCCAAUCCAACCGCCAAUACUAUAAACAAGCCAUCUCCUCCGAAGACUACUCGUUCACCGCGCAGCUGGACGGAAAAUACGUCUACUGCUUCAGCAAUGAAGGCUGGACCUCAAACUCGAAGGAAGUCUCGUUCAAUGUUCACGGAAUUGUCUACGUUCCUGAAUCGGAAAUGGCACAGGAUCCGCUGGAGACGGAAGUCCGACGGCUUUUGGAAAAUCUGGCCCAAGUCAAGGAUGAGCAGUCUUACAUUGUUGUGCGCGAAAGGGUACACCGGAACACGGCUGAGAGCACGAAUGCACGAGUCAAGUGGUGGAGCAUCUUCCAGCUUGCGGUGCUUAUUGGCGAGGGUAUUUUCCAGGUUUGGUGGUUGAAGAGGUUCUUUGAGGUGAAGCGCGUUGUCUGA
Messenger RNA from Aspergillus nidulans FGSC A4, 609 nucleotides. RefSeq names its product emp24/gp25L/p24 family protein. The record is from RefSeq and is a predicted model, not a curated record. Gene Ontology annotation, biological process: vesicle organization; endoplasmic reticulum to Golgi vesicle-mediated transport; protein retention in ER lumen. Bases 1 to 609 code for a protein of 202 amino acids. Gene Ontology annotation, cellular component: COPII-coated ER to Golgi transport vesicle; membrane; endoplasmic reticulum. Lineage: Eukaryota; Fungi; Ascomycota; Eurotiomycetes; Eurotiales; Aspergillaceae. The transcript is spliced from 4 exons.